Molecule: messenger RNA, 1716 nt
Organism: Ipomoea triloba (trilobed morning glory)
Lineage: Eukaryota; Viridiplantae; Streptophyta; Magnoliopsida; Solanales; Convolvulaceae
Product: pectin acetylesterase 8-like
Exons: 13
Coding region: 267-1469 (400 amino acids)
Biological process (GO): cell wall organization
Cellular component (GO): plant-type cell wall
Molecular function (GO): pectin acetylesterase activity
Source: RefSeq, a predicted model, not a curated record
GCCACCAAUAUAACGCUCUUACUCGAUCCGCCAUGGCAGCCUUUCAUUUCUCUCCACCUCCAACAAUAAUAAUUCUCUCUUCACUUUUCUGUAAACAUAUAUGUCCUCCGAUCCUCUUACACCUGCGCCGCCCUACCUGGUGUCGCCGUCAGCCGCACUCGUUUCUUCAAUCUCCGAUCACUGCACCGUCGUCGGUCUCGCUCGCCGCCCCGCCGCCCAACAAGCUAGCUAAGAAGUUGCAUUGGGUCAGACAGUAUUGAUUUGCGAUGGAAGAAAGAAGAAUGCAGCUAUGGCUGGUAUGUGUGUUAGCCUUUUCGCUGAUUCUUGUCGCAGUUGAAGGGUUGCUUGUCAACAUUACAAUUCUUGAAAGCGCCGUAAAAUCAGGAGCGGUUUGUUUAGAUGGGAGCCCACCGGCUUAUCAUCUUCACAGGGGCUUUGGUAGUGGCAUCAACAAUUGGCUAAUCCAAUUAGAGGGUGGAGGAUGGUGCCAUAACAUUACAAAUUGCCUUGCUCGAAAGGAGAGUCGUUUAGGAUCCUCCAAGAAUAUGGCUUCACCACUAGCUUUCUCUGGGAUUUUGCACAACAAACCUAUAUUUAACCCGGAUUUCUACACAUGGAAUAGGGUCAAAAUCAGAUAUUGUGAUGGUUCAUCGUUUACUGGUGAUGUUAAGAAAGUCAGCCCGGCUACCAAUCUUCACUUCCGAGGUGCAAGGAUUUUCCCGGCCGUCAUCAAUGACUUAUUGGCAAAGGGAAUGAAGAAUGCCAAAAAUGCUAUUCUAUCUGGAUGCUCAGCUGGGGGAUUGGCUUCAAUCUUGCACUGCGAUCAAUUCAGAGAGCUCUUACCAAAAACCGCUCAAGUAAAAUGCUUUUCAGAUGCCGGUUAUUUCGUUAAUGUGAAGGCCAUUUCAGGAGAACCAAUUUUUGAAAAGUACUAUGAUGAUAUUGUUACAUUACAUGGAUCAGCUCAGAAUUUGCCCAAAUCAUGCACCUCAAAGCUUAAACCAGGCUUGUGCUUCUUCCCUCAAAAUGUGGUUUCAGACAUUAAGACACCACUGUUCCUAAUAAAUUCAGCCUAUGAUCAUUGGCAGGUUAGAAAUGCCUUUAUUCCUGGCGUCGCCGAUCCCUCGGGAAAGUGGAGCAAGUGCAAGCUCAACAUACUUAAUUGUCUGCCUAACCAACUCAAAAUUCUCCAAGAGUAUAGGUUGGAGUUUUUAAAAGCAUUGUUCGGACUAAAACCUUCUCCGGAAAGAGGGUAUUUUAUCGACUCUUGCUAUCUACACUGUCAGACUGAACUGCAGAUGUUUUGGCACAUGCCUAAUUCUUCGAGGUUGUCUAACAAGACGGUGGCGCAAGCGGCGGCGGAUUGGUUUUUCAACAGAAAUUUGUUUCGGAAGAUAGAUUGCCCUUAUCCCUGCAACAAAAGCUGCACGAAAACACCCACUUUAUUAUUGGACAGUGAUCUACUAUGAUCCAGUGAUAUUUUCUUAGUAAUUUUACACAGACAUAUAGAAGGAAAAGUGCUACAAAUAAAAAAAAAAUAAAUGGGGGAAUAAUAUUUUCUAAAUUGAAAAACAAAUAGGAAAAUUGGUAUAGGGAAAUUAGACAGUAGUGGAAUAGAUUACAUAGGUUUUAGAAUAUAGCUUUGUACUGUGUAAUUUUAUUGUCUUAGAUAUCCAUUUCAUUUCAAUAUAUCCCGCCAUUGUUGUUGAAACUUUA